AUGGGCUCGUAUAGCGGUAACAUAACUGUUUCCUGUGAUGCUGAAAGCGGACGUACCAACUAUAAUGAGAGCUUGUGUCAUAAGCUGGAAUCGUCAAAUACGGAAUGCACCGCGAUGAUCGAAGACUACCACGUGUUCGGCGACGCCCUCGGUUACAACAUCACUGCGUGCCCCGAGUUAUUAAUUAACAAGCGAAUGGGACAGAUUCACUUUAUUGGAAAGGGCUUCUCCUUUCUUCUACUUCUCACUGCCUUUAUUAUAUUUUUUCUCAUUCGGACCGUCAGGUGCUGGCGGAAUACAAUUCACUGGAACCUUAUCACCUCACUUAUUUGCCAAAUUUCGACAGAGUCGAUUCUCACUUACCUCGUCCGCAAACAUUUAGAAAUCACCAAAUCGUAUCCAUGGAUUUGCCGCUCACUUUAUGCUGCUCAGAACUAUUUCCAAUUGUGCAUGUAUCACUGGCUCCUAGUCGAGGGAAUUUACCUGUAUGUGAUGGUCGGCGUUGUUUACAACACCGCCAGAGUUAAAAUGUGGAUGUACAAAAUCCUCGGCUGGGGAGUGCCCGGAAUUAUCGUCGCGCUGUGGGCUGUUUUUGCGUCCAAUGUCAUGGAGGAUCAGUGCUGGAUGAGCCAUUCGCCGAUCGAGUGGAUCCGCCGCACACCGAUUUUACUGAUUCUAGCGACCAAUCUGUUUAUUCUUCUCAACAUCAUCAGAAUCCUCAUGACGCAAGGCAAUACGAGAAUGAUUAAUCAGAAUAAGCCACAGGUCCAACAGGCCCUGAAAGCCACUCUCCUGCUUUCUCCGCUACUGGGGAUGACGUAUGUGAUCUUUCUCGUGAAUCCAAAUACAGACCCGGAAACCUCAGGAUUUCACGUAUUUGCUUACAUAAACUCGGUCUUAUCCGGAUUUCAAGGGGCCUUUGUGUCAAUAUUCUAUUGCUUCUUCAAUUCUGAAACACAGCGCCAUCUCAAGCUACCACGAAAAUUUUACGGCCUCCAGCGGCGAAUUUCAAAUCGACGAGCGGCUGUUAGGGAACGGCUGAAUCCGUCGGAAUCGAGGGCCACUGUCACUGAAAACAUCUCGUCGACAUUCCACUGGCGCGAUGCUGAUGACAACGUUUCCAUCAAAGACAUGUUCCGCCCAAAGUCGCUGAGCCUGCGUCCUCCCACAGUUUACUCAUCAACAUCUCUUCUACCUACUCCGACCCCAUCCACGGCCACAGAAGAAUUCCUCAGCGCUUAUAUUCCUGGCUACUCCAGAAGAGCAAGUCGAGCAAGUCGAAAUUCGAGAGCAAGUAGCAAAGCUUCUAUUGGCGAGAAUGGUAAUGGCAACAUUAAGCUCAAAUAA
Oikopleura dioica is the source of this 1347-nucleotide messenger RNA. The record is from the annotation of a GenBank genome assembly. NCBI's taxonomy places the organism in Eukaryota, Metazoa, Chordata, Appendicularia, Copelata, Oikopleuridae.